AGUUAAACUGUCAUGCAGUGUCAUAUGUCUCUCUUCCAACCCCUCAGCUGCUUUGUGUCUGUGUGCGAAAGAGAAACAUGGAAAAUUGUGUUGAAUCUCGGUUUCUUAUUGAAAAAUAGUGUUGUGCAUUUGACCAAAUAAUAGAGGGUAAAACAGAAACAAAAAAAGAAAGAAAAAAUAGAAAAGUGAGCCCCAAAAUUCCAAAUUCCCGCCCUCUCAAACACCAAAAAACAACAAAAGGAAAAGAGGAAAAUUGAGCAACAGAGGAUAGAAGAGAAAAGUUCAGCGGGAAAAUCUCUCGAGGGCGAGAGAGAGAGAGAGGGAGUGAGGCAGGAAGCUGGGUUUUUGGACCAGAAGCAGUGGAAGUGUUAAGGUUAAGGAAUCUGGGAUCGCAGGGUCUAGAGCUACGUCUAUUGCAAUGUCUGACAUCGGAAGUGGUGACGAAAGUGGUCAGAAAUAUCAUGUGCAGGGCAUGGAUGGAAAUGGUGGUGACUUUGGGGAUCCUGGACAGUCUUCUGGUCAGCAGACUGAACAGGAAUUGGCCACAAAGAUGCUCCAAAUCCAGUCAAAACGUUUCUAUCUCGAUGUCAAGCAAAAUCGACGUGGACGUUUUAUUAAAGUAGCCGAAAUUGGUGCAGAUGGUCGACGUAGUCAAAUAUUUUUGGCACUUUCAACAGCUGCCGAAUUUCGAGAUCAUCUUUCGACAUUUAGUGAUUACUAUGCAUCAUUAGGACCCCCAAAUCCCGAGAGUGUACCCGAAGAUGGGAAACUAAAGUCAGAAAUGAUGAUCAAGGACAAUAGACGAUACUAUCUGGACUUGAAAGAGAAUGCACGUGGACGAUUCUUAAGGGUCUCGCAAACAAUCACACGAGGCGGUCCGAGAUCGCAAAUAGCAAUUCCGGCACAAGGAAUGAUUGAAUUCCGAGAUGCUCUCACUGAUUUACUUGAGGAGUUUGGAACAAAUGACGGAGGAUUCAAAGGAGAACUGCCGGAGGGUCGUCAUAUGAAGGUCGACAAUAAGAACUUCUAUUUCGACAUUGGACAAAACAAUCGUGGUAUCUAUAUGAGAAUUAGUGAGGUGAAAAGUAAUUUUCGGACUGCAAUAACAGUACCGGAGAAAUGCUGGUCUCGAUUUCGUGACAUCCUCACUGACUAUUGCGACAAAAUGAAAAAAUCGUCCGACACGCCUAUCACUGCCGAAACUAACCUACAAACUUCUAAUAGUUUAAAAUAAAAGAAAAAUAAUAAUAAUUUAAAAAAAAAAUAAUAGCAAAAAAAAUAUAUUUAAAAAUAAAAAAAAAAACGAGAAUGAGGAAGGAAAAAAAAACAGCAGAACCACUUAAAAAAAAAAGAUAAAUGAUAGCAAAGAUUCUCAAAGGGGAGUUCUGAGGAGUUUGGCAAAGAAAACAGCAACAAAAAAAAAUAGCAAAAAAAAAUACAAAAAAUAGAACACAAGUUGAUGAAAAAAAAAACAUAGAAGGUUAUAAAUUUAAAUAGAGAAAGAGAUAUGAAAAAGAAAUGAGACGGGAGAAGAAUUAGGACACAAGUUACAAAAAAAAUGAAAAAAAAACAAAAUGAUAAAAAAUUAUUAUUAAAUUAAAAAUAAUAAAUUUAAUGAGAAAGAGAUGAAAACAAAGAAAAAAAAAGAAACAAAAAAUGAAAUGGAAAUAAGAUACAAAAAAAAAGAAAAAUAAAAGUAAAUGAAGAAAAUGGAUUAUAAAUUAUUUAGAGAAAGAUGGUUAAAAUGGAGGAUGAUUUAAAAAGAAAAAUUAAAAAAAAAAAACAGAAAUGAGAAAUAAAAAAAAUAGAGUUAUAUAUGAAAAAGAGAGAUAUAUAUAUAGGAAAAAAAAAAAACAAAGAAAUUAUAUUAAAAACAAAGCAUAGGAACUGUCAAAGAUUUAAACAAAAACCUUUAAAAAAAAACAUGUUGGAAAACGAGGCGAAUAUUCAGAGAAUUUGAAGAAUAGAAAAAUAAAAAGAAAAAAAACUCAAUCCUAAAUUUAACAAAUUUAAUUAAUAAAAAUUAAAAAAAAGAAAAACACCAACAAAUCCGAAAUAUAUUUUAAUUUUUUAUUAAUUAUUGUUAUUAAUUAAAAGAAAAAUAGGACAAAACAAAAAGAUUUAUUUGCUAUUUUUAAAUUUUUCUCAAUUGAGAAUAAUUUUUUGAAGAUUCUUUUGUUUAUUUUUUUUUAAAUUUCAAGUUACUAUUAUUUAAAUAAAUAAAAAAAAUAUAUAUAUGAACAUUAAAAAGUAGAAUUACAAAAGAAGAAACAGAAGCAUUAUAAUCACGUUUUUUUUUAGUAACUGUUUUUCCUUUAUUUUUUUUCUUUUUUAAUUCUAUAUUUGAAAAAAAAAAACAUUUUUACCUUUUAAUAAUUUAUUUCCAAUCUUAGAUACUUGUAUAGAAAUUGCUAAAUAAAUUUAAAAAAAAAAAUUAAAUGAAGAAAAGAAGAAGAAAAAAUAGAGAAAGGUGGAGAAUUAAAGAAAAAAAAAGUAAAUAGAAAAUACAAAUCACAGAAAAACCCUUUUUGAAAAAAGAUUAAAAGAAGUAAAAAAAAAAAAAACAAAAAAAACCUAUCAGUGUUGACAAAGAUUAUAUUUGUUGAACAUUUAUUCCAAGUUAAUGUUUAAAAAGAAAAAAGCAACAAAAAAAAAGAAUCAUAAAACACAAAGAAGAGAGAAAGAAAGAAAGUUUAAAGAAGUUUACAAAAAAAAAAGAGCGAUGUCAUAUUGAAUCUUCUCAAAUCGACAUGCCAAAAUUGUUUAAAAAAAAAAACUUUUUUUUUAAGGAUUGAAGGUUCUCUGAAAUGAUGGAAAAUAUUCGCGGGGCGCGAAUCCGCGAAAAAUACGCGGCCCGUGAAAAUACGUGAAAAAUACGCGACCAGCGAGAAUCUGGGAAAAAUUCUCGCUCCGCGCAAAUCCGUGAAAAUUACGCAUCUCGCAAAAAUCCGCAAAAAAUACGCGGCCCGCAAAAAUACGUGAAAAAUACGCGCUCCGCAAAAAUCCGUGAAAACUUCUCGCUCCGCGCAAAUCCGUGAAAAUUACGCAUCUUGCAAAAAUCCGCAAAAAAUACGCGGCCCGCGAAAAUACGUGAAAAAUACGCGGCCAGCGAAAAUCCGGGAAAAAUUCUCGCUCCGCGCAAAUCCGUGAAAAUUACGCAUCUCGCAAAAAUCCGCAAAAAAUACGCGACCCGCGAAAAUACGUGAAAAAUACGCGCUCCGCAAAAAUCCGCGAAAACUUCUCGCUCCGCGCAAAUCCCCGAAAAAUACGCGGCCCAUGAAAAUACAUGAAAAAUACGCGGCCAGAGAAAAUACGUGGAAAAUAUGCGGCCAGCGACAAUCCGCGAAAAAUUAUCGCUCCGCGCAAAUCCGUGAAAAUUAUGCAUCUCGCAAAAAUCCGCAAAAAAUACGCGACCCGCGAAAAUACGUGAAAAAUACGCGCUCCGCAAAAAUCCGCGAAAACUUCUCGCUCCGCGCAAAUCCCCGAAAAAUACGCGGCCCAUGAAAAUACAUGAAAAAUACGCGACCAGAGAAAAUACGUGGAAAAUAUGCGGCCAGCGACAAUCCGCGAAAAAUUAUCGCUCCGCGAAAAUAUGUGUAAAAUACGCGGCCCGUGAAAAUCCGCGAAAAUUAAGAGCCCCGCGAAAAUAAAUGAAAAAAAUUAGCACUCCGCAAAAAUCCGAGAAAAAUAAGCGGUCCGUGAAAAUCCGCGAAAAUUACGCGGCCAGCUAAAAUACCUGAAAAAUACGCGGCCCGAGAAAAUACGUGAAAAAUACGCGGCCAGCGAAAAUCCGCGAAAAUAUUCGCGCCCCAUGAAAAUUACGCGUCCCGCAAAAAUCAUCGAAAAUGUUCACGCUCCGCGCAAUACCGCGAAAAAUACGCGCCUAGAGAAAAUCCGCGAAAAAUACGCAGCCAGCGAAAAUUCGCGCCCCGCGAAAUACACGAAAAAUUCCCGCUCCGCGAAAAUUACGCGUCCCGCUAAAAUCCGUGAAAAUAUUCGUACUUGUACAUCAGAGUUGUGCAAGAACCGUUCGAAAUGUCAAAUGGUCAAAACGCUACCUCUGGGUAAAUUUAUUUUGACGUUUAUUCGGUUUCAAAUUCAAAAGAUUUAUUCUCUUUUACGUUCGGGAUAUACAUUCACCUAGAAAAGGUCCUUACGCCGAAAGAUCCUAGCUCUAUGCUGCAGACUCUGAAGAAAUCUGACUAUUGUCAUUCAUAGUCGUUUUCAAACGUUCUCAAACGUUCUCAAACAGUUCUCAAGUGACUGUUCACUGGUUCAGUAUAUCUCUGCAUCGUUUUCUGAAGAUUAACUUCCUUCGGCAAGAAUCCGGCUAGCUAUGUCAACGAUCAACGGUCAAGACCGCAACGAUCCGAGGAGCUACUGACCAGGAUAAUCCAGAUCCAACCAAGUACUGAACCUCACUCAAUACAUUUGAGGACGGAUUCGUCCAGGACCCUUUGCUACGGAACCUAGGCAUCUCCUAGGCCUCGAAGCAAUACCGGAGGGAUGCCAUCCCUUCGGUUUUUGUCGUGUCCAAGGAAAGUCUAUCAGAAGGCGAUGGGGUUUCUUCAAAAGUGACUAGUUCUGCCACAAAAUGACGAAACGUAGCCAUGAUCCCCUGGUCAGAAAUCAACCAAAAUUUGUGGGAAGUCGCCUCCUGACCCAACGAAACCUUCGCGAUUGAGUCUACUCAACUCUUGCGUCCUUGAUCCUUAGACGAGGCAGGAAACUCUUCAACUGUUUUCAGACUAUUCUGACGCUUUUUUGAGGUAAAUAGCCCAACGUAGCCAUGAUCCUCUGGUCCUAGGUCAAUCAAAAUUUGUAGGAAGUGGCCUCCUGACUUAACGAAACCUUGACGAUUGAGUCUACUCAACUCUCAUGUCCCUGAUCCUGAAAAGAGUCAAAGAAAUGGACUAUUCCGAGUAUUCCGACGCUUUUUUGAGGUAAAUAGCCCAACGUAGACAUGAUCCCCUGGUCCUAGGUCAAUCAGAAUUUGUAGGAAGUAGCCUUCUGACUUAACGAAACCUUGACGAUUGAGUCUACUCAACUUUUGCGUCCUUGAUCUUGAAAAGACUCAAAGAAAGUCAUUAUUCCGACCAUUCCGACGCUUUUUUGAGGUAAAUAGCCCAACGUAGCCAUGAUCCCCUGGUCCUAGGUCAAUCAGAAUUUGUAGGAAGUAGCCUCCUGACUUAACGAAACCUUGACGAUUGAGUCUACUCAACUCUCAUGUCCCUGAUCCUGAAAAGAGUCAAAGAAAUGGACUAUUCCGAGUAUUCCGACGCUUUUUUGAGGUAAAUAGCCCAACGUAGACAUGAUCCCCUGGUCCUAGGUCAAUCAGAAUUUGUAGGAAGUAGCCUCCUGACUUAACGAAACCUUGACGAUUGAGUCUACUCAACUCUCGUGCCCUUGAUCCUCAAAAGAGUCAAAGAAAUGGACUAUUCCGACCAUUCCGACGCUUUUUUGAGGUAAAUAGCCCAACGUAGCCAUGUUCCCCUGGUCCUAGGUCAAUCAGAAUUUGUAGGAAGUAGCCUCCUGACUUAACGAAACCUUGACGAUUGAGUCUACUCAACUCUUGCGUCCUUGAUCAUGAAAAGAAUCAAAGGAAUGGACUAUUCCGACCAUUCCGACGCUUUUUUGAGGUAAAUAGCCCAACGUAGCCAUGUUCCCCUGGUCCUAGGUCAAUCAGAAUUUGCAGGAAGUAGCCUCCUGACUUAACGAAACCUUGACGAUCGAGUCUACUCAACUCUUGCGUCCUUGAUCCUUAGACGAGCCUGGAAACUCUUCAAUUGUCUUCAGACUAUUCCGACUCUGAAGUAAAUGGCCCAACGUAGCCAUGAUCUCGUGGUCCUAAGUCAAUCAGAAUUUGUAGGCACUCGUGCCUUGACCCAACGAAACCUUGACGAUUGAGUCUACUCAACUCUCGCGUCCUUGAUCUUGAAAAGACUCAAAGAAAGGGACUAUUCCGAGUAUUCCGACGCUUUUUUGAGGUAAAUAGCCCAACGUUGCCAUGAUCCCCUGGUUCUAAGUCAAUCAGAAUUUGUAAGAAGUGGCCUCCUGACUUAACGAAACAUUCGCGAUUGAGUCUACUCAACUCUUGCGUCCUUGAUCUUGAAAAGAGUCAAGGAUGACCGAGUCAGUUUGGGAACUUUUUAGGUACUCAGAGCUCUUUCUGACCCAUUUGAGACUGCAGCGCCCUCUGAUAUUAAUUCUAUUCAAGAGAAUAUUCAAGAGAACUAUCUUAGAAUUCUAAGGCCCUUACUCCUUUUCCAUAAUCCAAUAAUUUUUUGGCAUUUGACUUGGGAAUUUUCUGGCUCGCCAAAGAUCUUCGCAUAAGAAGAUGACAUGUUGUUUUUUUUCUACCUUUUUUUAAUUCUCUAAUUUUUAUUUAUAUUUUUAGUAUUACUAUUAUUAUUAUUAUUAUUUUGUAAAGUUGCCUAACUCUAAAAAAAAAAAACAAAUUUGUAUAGAAUAUAUUUAUAGUCUAUUUCUUUCAAUUUGUUGUAGUAUUUUUUUUUUAUUUUUAUUCUCUCUCUUUACAAUGAGGUUCGAUGGAAGAAGAAGAAGAUGGCAAAAAGGAAGGAAUUACAACAAAUAAUUAAAAAAAAAGAGUUUAAAAACAGAAGCAAUCUUGUUUGGAAGAUUUAUUUAAAAAAAAACAAAAAAUAAAAGAAAUAAUAUGAAGUUACAGAAAAAAAUUUAAAAAAUAAAUAAAUAAAUAAAAAUGAAUAUUAUUAAAUUGUUAUGAGAAAAGUUUGUUUUUUUUAAUUUUUUUUAUAAGAUACAAAGUUUUUCUGUUAUUUUUGUUUCAUUAAGAGAAGAAAUAUUUAAUAAAAAGAAAAAUGAAAAAUAUUGAGAAAAUUGUGUAAAUUUUUAGCUUGAAUGAUCAAGAAGAAAAAGCAAAAAAAAAAAAGAAAAUUAACAACCAGAAGAAGAAAUAGAAGAUUUUAUUAGAAGGAAGGAUAGAAAGAAUGAAGAAAAAAAUAUGGAGAGAAGAUGUGUUAAAAUGCUGUAAUAUUAGUUUAAACUUAAUAUAAAGUAUAUUUUGUAGUAUAUGUAUAUAUUAUAUAUUUUUAAUAUAUUAUAUACAUAUAGUUGGUAUAUUUAAAAAGAAGAAAUUUAAAAGAAAUAAUACAAAAAAGAUACAAAAGAAAAAUAACUUUAAAAAAAAAAGAAGAUAAACAAAAUAAAAAAAAGAGCAAAGUCCCCAAAAUUAACGGUGAUUUUGAAUGGUUAAGUUUGUGUUGGACGGGGUGAUGGGAAGUGAAAUCAGAAUUUAAAAAAAAAAAGGAUUUUAAAGAAAAAAAAGAGAAUAUUAAAAUUUAGAAAGAAAAAAAGUUAUUUUAAUUACCUUUCAUCUUUUUCUUUUUGUUUAAAAAACAAAAAACUUAGAGAGAAAAAAACUUAUACAAUGGAAAGUCUUUGAAAAAGACAAAAAAAUUAUUUGAAAAAAUAAAAAAAUUGUGAAUAUUGUUUCAAAAACAUCAAAAUAAAAAGAAUUAACAAAAAAAAAACAAAUGUGAUGAGACGCCUAGCGUUAAACACAAGGAAGGUAAAAAGGAGGAGGAGGAUAGGAUUUUGGCUGCAGAUGUGUCACUCGAUUCUUUAAAUAAAUUAUUUCCUCUGUUCCAUUGAAGAAAAUUUAAUAAAAAAAAGGAAAAUAAAAGGCAAAAUGACCAAAGACGAAAUAUUGCAACAUCUCGAAUUCGUUUUUUCUUCUUGAUUUUGUUUUAUUUAUUUCUUUUUGUAAAUUAAAAAAAAAAAGAUUCUUUUUAGCAAAGACAAGAAACCCAAUUGAGCGAAGACACAAACCUAGAUAGAGGUAAAGCAAAGAAAAGAAGCAUUAAACAGAAAGAAAAGCUAAUCUCUUUUUCUCUUUUUUUAUUUCUCGAGGAAAAAAAUAAUUUAAAAAAAAACACACAAACACACACCAGAUGGCGUUGAACCCUAAACUAGAUCAAGAGAUUUAACUGAGAAAAAAAAGUGUUAGGUUAUAGAUAAUAAAUGACAUGAAUUAAAGGAGAAAUAUUGAAGAAAAAAAA
This is a messenger RNA of Phlebotomus papatasi, 8039 nucleotides long. It is a transcript of the gene Pur-alpha, whose product is annotated as transcriptional activator protein Pur-beta. The record is from RefSeq and is a predicted model, not a curated record. The transcript is spliced from 7 exons. The coding region runs from base 419 to 1234 and encodes 271 amino acids. Gene Ontology annotation, molecular function: RNA polymerase II transcription regulatory region sequence-specific DNA binding; purine-rich negative regulatory element binding; DNA-binding transcription factor activity, RNA polymerase II-specific. Lineage: Eukaryota; Metazoa; Arthropoda; Insecta; Diptera; Psychodidae. Gene Ontology annotation, biological process: regulation of transcription by RNA polymerase II. Gene Ontology annotation, cellular component: nucleus.